Lepisosteus oculatus (spotted gar) is the source of this 1587-nucleotide messenger RNA. NCBI's taxonomy places the organism in Eukaryota, Metazoa, Chordata, Actinopteri, Semionotiformes, Lepisosteidae. The record is from RefSeq and is a predicted model, not a curated record.
CGACACUCUGCAGUCAUGAGUGAUAGAACUCCUCUACUGGUCUUCACAGCUGGUGGCAGUGAACUGGGUGACGUCUCAUUAAACUUCCGUGAUGCAGGAGAGGAAGAUUCAACAGAGAUCAGGAUCAUCCUGCUGGGGAAGACUGGAGUGGGGAAGAGUGCAGCAGGAAACACCAUCCUGGGGAGAGAGGCGUUCACAUCUGAGCCCUCUCCCUCCACAGUAACACAGCAGUGUGAGAAGAGGACAGGAGAGGUGUCUGGGAGGCGUGUUGCUGUGAUCGACACUCCAGGCCUGUUUGACACACACCUCUCUAACAAGGAAACUUUACGUGAGAUCCUGAGCUCCAUCUGUCUGACCUCCCCGGGACCCCAUGUGUUCCUGGUGGUCAUCCAGCUGGGCAGAUUCACACAGGAGGAGAAGAAGACAGUGGAGCUGAUCCAGAAGACCUUUGGAGAGACAGCAGCACAUUACACCAUGGUGCUCUUCACACAGGGGGAUCGACUGGGGAGUCAGAGUAUUGAAGUGUUUCUCAGUAGGAGUGCUGAUCUUAAUCAGUUUGUCAGUCACUGUGGGGGUCGUUAUCAUGUGUUUAACAAUAAGAAUCCAGAGAACCCCAGUCAGGUGACAGAGCUGCUGGAGAAGAUAAACAGGAUGGUGGUGUGUAAUGGAGGAGGCUGUUUCACCAAUGACCUGUAUCCAAAGGCUGAGAGCGCGAUCAGGAAGGAACAGGAGAGGAUCCUGAGGGAGAGAGAGCCGGAGAUCCGCAGACAAGAGGAGGAGCUGGAGAGGGAAUACAGGGGAGAGGAGCUGGAGAAGAAGAAGAGAGAGCUCAGGAGACAGGAGGAGAGAAGAGCCAGAGAUAAAGCAGAGAGAAAUAAUGAAUUUAUAAAGAAAUGUUUUAUAUUAGGAGGAGCAACCAUAGGAACAGUACUGGGAGCAGCAGUGGGUGGACCAAUAGGAUUUGCAAUAGGAGCAAAAUUAGGACUAGGACUAGGAGUGGGGGUGACAGGGGCGGGCACAGUGGGGGGAGCAGCUGUGGGUUUAGGAGGAUUGUUGAAGUUUAAGGAUGAAAUACUGGAGGAAUGCCGAAUGCAGUGAGAGCAGGUGUGAUGGAUCAGGGACUGAGGCAACAGAUCCAGGAAGAGUCUUCAGUCAUCAAGGUGGAAAUACACCUUAGGAACACAGAACAGAAAAAAUCAAAAUACCCCUGUCUACACAAAGACAACCUGAAGGGUUGGAUGCACAGACAGCAAUAACAAGCAAAAUAAAAAUAAACAACAAUAAAAAUAGAACAAUAAAAUAUCAUACCUUCACGUUGAACACAGGCUUUCAGUCUGAAGUGGAGAGUCUGCAAUCUCCAGGGCAGAUCCAGUCCAUUGACUGACCCCCGCCAGCCCCUGAGGAGUGUGUGUGCUUGUACAGUAUAUUAAAGGAGCUGCUUAUAAUGUAAUCAGGAGCUGUACUUCUGUCACUCCUGCAGUUGAGGUGCUGGUCAUCUUAGUUUUGAGCUGUUUUUAUGAUUUAAGGCUGAGAAUCUUGUAACUCAAAUGUGUGGACGAAUUGUUAAUUCAUAAAUAAAAGAUUUGU